This is a messenger RNA of Astyanax mexicanus (Mexican tetra), 6986 nucleotides long. Its product is annotated as glutathione hydrolase 7. Gene Ontology annotation, biological process: glutathione catabolic process. Gene Ontology annotation, molecular function: glutathione gamma-glutamate hydrolase. The record is from RefSeq and is a predicted model, not a curated record. Bases 503 to 2545 code for a protein of 680 amino acids. The transcript has 15 exons. Gene Ontology annotation, cellular component: plasma membrane. NCBI's taxonomy places the organism in Eukaryota, Metazoa, Chordata, Actinopteri, Characiformes, Acestrorhamphidae.
GGCUGUGGGAGCACCUGCGCCUUUAAGCGGCCGCGCUGAGAGCUCGGUGAUGUCAGCGGAUCUGCUGAGGAUUUCAGCGCGUUCAGCACGGAACCGAGCUCCGCAGCACGGGUCCCCGGGUUCCGCGAGACUCCGUGAGAUUCCGUGGGCUUCUGGAGGCGUGAGGAGCAGGUUUGGAGCGGUGGUGGGCACGGAUGGUUGGUGGUGUUGACUGGGGCGCGACCUGAGGUCACGCUGGCUGGAUCUGCUAUAGUAAUAAUAUUAUUAUAGGGAGUAUUAUAUAGAUCAUAUUCUGCACCUGGGGUGGGUUUAUCUUCUGCCUUAUGUUCCAGAGCAAGUGAAUGCCUAUAGGCACUGAUUGGCACUGAUAGACACUGAUUGGCACUGACUGGCACUGAUUGACACUGGCAUUAUUUGGUUUAUAACUAAUAAUAAGAGGAAACACACACACACACACACACUCUCUGGUGGAGAACUGUAGUCCAGUGCAGGCCUCAUCACCAUGUUUGCUCCUGAUGCUGCUGCAGCUGGAGCUGGGUACUCCUCUGGCACCAUGGUGGAGAAGGAUGCCAGCCAGGAGACCACCCUGGGAAGUGCCUACUCUCCAGUGGACUACAUGAGCAUCACCAGCUUCCCACGCUUACCUGAAGAUGAUGCAGUUUCCGGGGAGAACACCCUCAAGUCCCGCAGAGAUGAUGACAACUUCCUGAGCGAGCAGGACACAGAUCCGGACCUGUUCCUGAAGUCGGCGAGACUGCAGCGUCUUGCCUCCUCAGCCUCAGACCUGGCCAGUCAUGACCUUUCUCCGCUGAGGGAGACCCGGCAGGACCCGCUUGGUCAGGACUGCGCCUGCACACGGGACGGCCUGACCGUCAUCAUCACCGCCUGCCUGACCUUCGCCACGGGGGUCACCGUCGCCCUCAUCAUGCAGAUCUACUUCGGGGAUCCUCAGAUAUAUAAUCAGGGCGCGGUGGUGACGGACGUGGCUCGCUGUACGUCUCUGGGGUUUGAUGUUCUGGGUCAGCAGGGCUCCAGUGUGGACGCUGCUAUAGCUGCUGCCCUCUGCCUGGGCAUCAUCCACCCCCACGCUUCGGGUAUCGGCGGAGGUGGAGUGAUGCUGGUUCACGAUAUCAGGAAAAAUGAGAGCCGGGUCAUCGAUUUCCGUGAAACUGUACCGUCUGGACUUCGGGAAGAGAUGCUGCUGAGUGUAGAGCAGAAGCCUGGUCUGCUGGUGGCUGUUCCGGGCAUGCUCAGUGGACUCUAUCAGGCACACCAGCUCUAUGGAAAGAGACCAUGGAAGGAGGUGAUCAGCAUGGCUGCAGAUGUGGCCAGGAAUGGAUUUAAUAUUACUCAUGACCUGGCGGACGCUCUGUCUAAAGUAAAGGAUCAGAAUGUGUCGGAGGCUUUCCGGGAGCUCUUCCUGCCUGAUGGUCAGUCUCCUCUCUCCGGACUCUUUACCCGACGCCUCGAUCUGGCCGCUCUAUUGGACAGGAUCGCAGCCAAUGGGAUUUCAGAGUUUUACAGUGGAAACCUGAGCCAGGAGAUGGCAUCUACGGUUUAUUCCAGUGGAGGAGUUCUAACUGAGGAGGACUUCGCUAACUACACUACAGUCCUACAGCAGCCAGUGCAGAGCCUCUACCAGGGUCAUCAGGUAAUGGCUGCCCCGCCCCCUCAUGCUGGGACUGCACUCAUUACUGCCCUCAACAUCCUGGAGGGGUAUAACAUCAGCAGCCAGGCUCAGAGGAACAGCACCCACCACUGGAUAGCUGAGACUUUGAAAAUCGCACUGUCCCUGGCCAGUGGGAUUGGAGACCCCAUGUUUGACCCCUCUGUCUCUGAAGUCGUGACUCAGAUGCUGAGUAAGACGCAGGCUGGAGUUUUCAGGCAGAUGAUAAAUGAUUCUCACGCGGCUCCUCCGGGACACUACACCCCCAGCUACGCGCUGGAGGAGGGCACGGUGGCCAGCCAGGUGAUGGUGAUGGGUCCAGAUGACUUCAUUGUGUCUGUGAUGAGUUCUCUGAAUCAGCCUUUCGGGAGCCGUAUUGUUACCCCCUCUGGAAUUCUUCUAAACAGUCAAAUUCUGGACUUUUCCUGGCCCAACAAAAGUCACGGUUCAGCCCCACCAAACCCGCGUAACAGUAUUAAACCUGGAAAGAGGCCGCUGUCGUUCCUGAUGCCCACGGUGGUCAGACCUUCUCUGGGGUUCUGCGGGACCUACGUGGCCCUGGGGUCCUCUAAUGGUGACCGGGCCCUCAGCGGCAUCACACAGGUGUUGAUGAAUGUUUUAUCCCUACAUAAAAACCUGAGUGACAGUCUGACGUACGGCAGGCUCCACCCCCAGCUGCAGCCCGACACCCUGCUGGUGGACGCGGAGUUUCUGAUCGAGGACGUCGAGGCUCUGAGGCAGAAAGGUCACGAGGUGCAGCGAGUGGACGUUAUAUCUCUGGUGGAGGGAACCAGGAGGACCAACGACCUCAUUAUCGGAGUGAAGGACCCCCGCAGUGCCGAUGCCUCCGCCCUCACCAUGUCCAUGUCCAUGCCCUGAAACCCCCAGCCCACCCCGGCCUCUGUGGGGAUGGGUACUGUCUGUGCAAUAAAUGGAUAAAGAAGCUGGAAUUAGUUUCUCAGGGGGUUCUGGGGUUAAUUUUCUGUUUAAUGGUUUUUUUUUUUAAUCCUCUGUGAUUUUAUUCCCGUCCAGAACAACCAUGUUCGUCUCCUCGCGUUUAAUAAAAUAGCUAUUUGUCCACUGCCGCGCACCGUAAUUACACUUUGGGUGCACAUUUCCACGGAGAUCCACGUUAAAAACACAAUAGCAAGUGGAAAUGGAGGAGCUACUGAACUCUGCAAUGUCAUGUGACCGAGAAGGCCUAAAAACUAAAAACUCACUGUUCUUCCUGUUUUUUUUUUUUCAAUUGCAGUCCAGAUGCAGGAGUUUUAUCACUAAAGAGCAGAAGUGUGAAAUAUUUCACAGACGUCCCCCUGAGAAACUAAUCCCGUCCGGAUAGAGCUCUAGUGUCAUAUAGAGACCACAUAUAAUACAUUUAGAUAUUGAGCAAUUAGAUGCUAUUAAAAACACUGAUAACACUGAUGGAUUAACAAUACAAUUCUAUUGAAUGAUAUUCAAACAAAGUGACCAUAUCGAACAAAUAAGGGGAAAACACCCUCUAUUACUGGGAGAUUGCAGGUUCAAUUCCUAGUGAUGCUACAGCCACCCAAAGCUGAAAUUCCAAGAAAGCAUAAAAUUUCAUACUGUGGAACUUCUCAUACUAUAUACAGUAACACCAGACAAAAGCUUGGACACACCUUAGAUGGGUUUUUAAAAAUUAUUUUAAAGUGUUCUGCAGUGUAGAUUAAUACUAAACUUAUCCAAACUAUGAAGAAAAACACAUGGAUUUAUUUAGUAAACUAAAAAAAAGUGUUAAACAAACCAGAAUAUGUUUUAUAUUUUAUUUAUUUUUAAAUAGCACCUCUUGCUUAGUUAGAGACAGUUUUGCACAUCUUGGCUGGAUUGUCUCUAUGUGAGGUAGAGUCACCUGGAAUUCAGGCUUUCAGUUAACAGCUGUGCUGAACUCAUCAAGAGUUAAUUACUUCAAUUUCUUGUUUCUUAAUAAAGUGUUUGAGAGCAUCAGUUAAAGUAAAGUAGUGAAGAGGUAGAGUUACAGGUAUACAGUGAAUAGUGAAUAUUUGAGUAAUGUUCGAAUCCAGAUUAUGAGAAGAAAGAACUAUUCAAAUAAAUAAAGAAAUAAAAACUUGAAGAAGAAAAUGAAGGUCGGUCAAUCAGAAAAAAAGAUUUUCAAGAAGUCUCCUCAAGUACGGUCACCACAAAGACCAUCGAAAAUGUUAUGAUGAAACUGGCACUCAUCAGGACCGCCCUGUUGCACAGGAUAAAUUCAUCAGAAUUAGAGUAUUUCGAGUAUUUUAGGUUGUUUACCACUUUUUUUAGUUACUACAUGAUUCUACAUGUGUUGCUUCUUAGUCUGGAUCACUGCACUAAUCAUUUACUAUGUAGGAAAAAAUAAAUAAAUAAAGACAUUGAAUGAGAAGGUGUGUCCAAACUUUUGACUCGUAGUGCAUUUACAUGCUACAAGCUACACGUUAUAAUAACCAUUAAAAUGAUAAUAGCUGCUCUGUGGUGAUUUUCUCUCCUGGGUGGUUCUGAGUAUUGAAGAACAGGGUGAAAGAAGGAGAAUAAUAAAGUAUACAGAGAAACAGAUACACAACUACAGUCUGUAAUUAUUGUACAACUACAGAGUGCUGUGAUAUGAUCACAUGUUCACAACUAGACUAGUCAUAAUUACAAUCGAUGUUCUUACAGCUAAUACAGAUAGCAUGCUAACAUCAGAACACCACCAAGCUGCACAUCAUCAAGGCUAUAAAAAUUCUGAAUAUCAUUGAAAAGUUACUUUAUUUCAGUAAUUCAGUUGAAAAUGUGAAACUCAUAUAUUAUAUAGCUGUAUUAAUCACAGAGUGAUCUGUUUUAAGCGUUUAUUUAUUUUAUUGUUGAUGAUUAUGAAGCUUACAGCCAAUAAAAAACCCAAAAAUCAGUGUCUCAGAAAAUUAGAAUAUUAUAUAAUAGGACUAAUUGGUACUAUUGGCAGUGUGCCAAGUCCUGCUGGAAAAUAAAUCCGCAUCUCAGUGCAAACACUGCACUGACUUUGGACGUGAUAUAACACAGUGGACCAACAUCAGCAGAUGACAUGUCUCUAUGACAACUUUAAUGGGGAUGUGGAUUUCAUUUUCCAGCAGGACUUGGCACACUGCCCACACUGCCAAAAGUACCAAUUGGUCUUAUUUAAUAAUCUAAUUUUCUAAGACACUGAUUUUUAGGUUUUCGUUGGCUGUAAGCCAUAAUUAUCAUGAGUUUAAAAUUUUGAACUGAAUUACUGAAAUAAAGUUACUUUUCAAUGAUAUUGUAAUUUUUUGAGAUGCACCUGUAACUCUGUUUAAGUAGAUACAUAAGAAAUAUGUUAUUUUCCACAUUAAAUUGGAAUAGUUUUUAAAUCAUAAUUGUUUUGAUCAAAGCAUGAGUUACACUGUAACCUAUUUGCCUUUUGUUAUUAUUUAUUGGUGAUUUUGUAGUUUUGUCUGAGUGUUAGUUUGUUUGGUUGAAUAUAAAUACAGGCUGAAAGUGAGCUGAAUUAAAUGAGCUCCUUAUCAGAGAAGGAUUAUUUUUAAAGAAUGUUCUUAAUAUGAUUGAAUGUACAAAAUAAUGUGUGUUUUUUGUCUGAUUUAAUUUGUUAUUUGAAUAUUUUGUUGUUUUAUAGUAACAUUUGUGCAACAAUUGAUUUGUGAACAUUUGCACAUUUAUAGUUUUAAUUUAAGUUUUCUUUUUUUUAUUCUUUUUCUAUUUGUUGAUGAUGCUACUGUACCCUAGACUUGAUUUUCUCACAGAUUUAUUUAAUAUGAUUAUUGUUGUUUUUCAUAUUUACACAACCAGUGAACACUGUACCACUGACCCUGCUUAAAAAUAUAAAAUGCUACACUUUUGUAUGCAGUGUCGUCACGUGUUCAGCUAUUGAUGGGAGUUUUCACACCUGUAGUUGGUUUGAGUUUUUGAAUUUGGUGAGUGAUUGUAAUGAUAUAUUAGAGAGUUUAUUAGAGUAAAUCUGUUCUGUAACUGAAAUGAGCCUCUAGUUUAGACUCUGUUGGAUCCUCUAUUCUGGAUAUAAGAUGAGAGAGAUUGAGAUGGUUGGGCUUGGAGGAGGUUCUACAGGUUCUGAUUGGAUCCUGCAGCACAUUUACGCACAGAUGUUGCUGCUACAGCUGGGCCUGUAGAUCCUGUAGCUCCUCUACACUCGUAUAGGUUGAAGCUGAAGCUGCAGCGUCCCAGCUACUCUAAAAUCAAUGCCGGAUUGGUAAUAAAUCUGGUAUACAUCUGAAAAAUGUGAUGCCUUCUCAGAAUUGCACCUAAAUUCGUCGCUUUAGACACAGUUAAGAUACAGUUGAAGCCUGUAGUUGUCCUGGUUCCCCGUUCAUGACACUUCACUUCUGCAAACGAAUGGGAAAUGUUUUGUCCCCUAAACAUUUCUUAAAUGUAUUAUUUAUUUAUUUUUUAAUUUAUUUUAGAUUUUCUUCUGUUUUUUUUCCCAAUUUCGGAGGGAAACGCAGCGACUCGGUUCUGAUACAUCAGCUCACAGACGCAGCCUUGUGCUGAUCCACAUCACCCUAGGAGUGAUGAGGGGAAAGAGAGAGCACAAUCUACUGUACCCACCCAGAGAGAGCAAGGCCAGUUGUACUGAUGGCAAGCUGCAUGACCGGGAUUCGAACCAGGAAUCUCCCGAUCAUAGUGGCAGCAUUUUAGACUGCCCAUAAAUGUUUCUAUCUAUCUCACAUGAUCAAAUCUUUUUCCGAAUCAAUUUAAUUUAUUUAUUUGAUUUAAUCUCCCAGAAGCCCCACCUUUUAUCUUUGAUGGCAUCAUAGAGGCAUAUCCAGCAGUCAAGGAACUCUCACUGGGAGGUGCACUUCCUACCCAAAAGUAGCCCCCAAGACUCUUUUUAUAGGGCAGUAGAAGAAGCACUUUUACGCCUGUAAUCGUUUACAUAUCUGCCUUUGACAGAAGUUUUGCAGCCGUCCGAACAAAUUGCUUCAAGAAGGAAAAUGAAACAGGUUCCAAAUUAACUGAAUUCAAAAAGGGGGUGCAGGUGUGAAAACGCCCUAAAAGCAUAUGAUGCAUUUUUGGUCACAGCUAGUCGACUAAUCCUGCCUGAUUCCUUGCCUUCCUUAUUGCACAGUGACAGCUUUUUUUGUAUAAAGUGUGUGUGUGCCUAAUUAAGAGCAGAUGCACAUUAAAAAUGUUUAUAAUAAGGUGUAAUGGUAAUUUGCUUGUAAUUAUUCUUCUGUUCAGACAGUUCCAGUACUUCUUUGCGUUCACAGUUACUGCUCUACUGAACUAUUUAUCAACGCCUUGUGUCCGCUAGUCUGUACACUACAGAAAUCUCCGCUCUUCACAACACCACAAAUAAAGUUUUUUGCUGAACUGAAGAAAA